Dictyostelium purpureum is the source of this 9126-nucleotide messenger RNA. RefSeq lists its product as uncharacterized. Lineage: Eukaryota; Evosea; Eumycetozoa; Dictyosteliales; Dictyosteliaceae. Gene Ontology annotation, cellular component: site of polarized growth; cell cortex. Bases 1 to 9126 code for a protein of 3041 amino acids. The record is from RefSeq and is a predicted model, not a curated record. Gene Ontology annotation, biological process: cell morphogenesis. The transcript is spliced from 3 exons.
AUGGAUUCAAGAUUAGAUGUUAAUACUAUGGGAUUAACAUCCACAUUAGUAUCAAAAUUAUUUGAUAAUUUAUCAGGAUCGCUCGAUGUAACACUAUCAAAUUUAAUGACAAAUGAAAGUGACAGAUAUGGUUUAAUGAGCGGUGGCUCAUCUGGAGGUAGUGGUAGUUCAUUAAAUAUUGCCAGUACAAAUAUAUCAGGAGGCACAACACCACCUACAAUAACCGCAACUCCAGCCAUAUCACCAACAUCAUCAACAACCAAUAUAGCGAAUUUAAAUUUAAACACAGCAAGCGGAUCACCUAAUUCUACCCCAACCUCAUCUAUUAACUCAUUAUCACCAAAUAUAACAAAUAAUAUUGGCAGCGGUGGUUUAACACCAAGUUCAUCACAUACAAAUAUCCCAUCGCUUAAUGCCAGUGGAAGUAUAGGAAGAAGCUCACUUACCCUCUCACCAAAUUCUUUAAUGAGUAUUGGUAGUGGUAGUUUGGGCGGCAGCGGUGGAAGCUCAAGUGGAAGUCAAAUUGGAUCAUCUACAAUUAAAAUGUCAAAAGGCAAUACACUAAUAAGAAAGCUAGCAACAUCUGGCAAAAUAUUAAAUAUCGAUCAAAGUGAAACAGAAUGGACCAAUUUUGCAAGAAACUUUUGGUUUUAUUAUCCAUCAUUAAUGUUAAUAAGUGAAAGUAGUAAAUAUUGUAAAGAAUCGGCAAUUAGAUUGGUAUUAGAGUACUUACCAAAACAUAUUCAACAAUUACAAUCAUCUUCAGCUGUAAACUCACCUUCCCAAUCAACAACAGUAUCACCCACACUAACAACACUAGGUGGUGGUUUUAGUGGCAGCAUAGGGAAAGCUUCAAAUAUAAGUAAUAAUAUAACGAGUAAUGCCAAUAUAAAUGGCAAUAAUACACAAACUACAGUAACAGCGGGUUUUAAUUUUUCAUUAACUGUACAACAACAACAACAAAGUAAUUCAAUCGUUAGCAAUACAAUCACAACUACCACAACUACAACUACUGGAUCAACAGCAACAUUUACAACAUUAGGUCCAGGUGGUAUUCAAUCACCAUCUUCUUCACUAUCAAACGUACUUUGUUCCUCGAAUCAAUCUCAAAGCAAACACUUUUCAUUUGAACAGUUUUUAUCAACCAUCAGCUCUUAUCAUCAAGGUAGCGAUACCAAAUAUUUAGAUUUAAUUGAAAGUACUGUUGAAAUUGUUGUUGCAGAUAUAAUUACUCACAUUCUUGGUAAAGUCGAUUUCUCCCAAGUUUCAAGCAACUCUAAUCCUCCACUUUCAAUGUUUUUAAUCAAUCGUCUUAGAGAUUUGGCUUUUUAUUAUUUCAAACCAAUUAAUGCUAGAUCUUUAAACUUUUCAACUUGGAUUUCUUUAAGACUAUCAAUUUCUGAUCAAUGGUCAUUAAUUUUAGGUCAAAUUUCGAGAAUUUCUUUAAUUCCAAUCUCACAAUAUUUAACAAAAACUGUUCAAAAUAAUCCACCAUUGGAUGAUUUAAUCCCAUUAUUUAAAGGUAUUAGAUGGGUUAGUUUAGUUUUAACAGAUUCAGAAAAAAUUAAUGAAGUUGAAAAAUUAUUAGGUCAAAUGUAUAAUUGGAUUGAUAAUAAUAAAAAAAAUGUUUUAAGAUUGGUACAAUUGGAGGCUUUAGAUGGCAUGUUAUUAUCAAUGACAGAUUAUACACAAUCAACGAAUAUUGUAGCAAAAAUGAGAGAAAUCUUUAAGAAAGCAGAAAAACUAUUAAAGAAUGACGAAUUUGAAGAUAGAUCAUCAAAGUUAAUGUGUAGUAUUAUAUCCCGUGGACCACCAUCCUUUUUUGAAGAAGAUUAUGAAGGAAUAAUGAAGAGAAUUUGGAAAUCAAUAUCGGUACCAAAGAAGCGUGAUUUCUCAUUGGAAUGUAUUUUACGUUUACUUCAAGGAAGAUUUGUGCCACCAAGAAAAAUCAGCGGAUUACAAACCUACCUCUCUACCAAUACAUCAAACUCAUCCACUAAUGGUGGUAUUGCUGCUCAAUUACAACUACGUUUGGAUCGUGUUUAUGAAAAUAGUGGCAGUUAUCUUUAUGCUGGUCUUAUCUUUAAUCGUGGUAAAGUAAUUCCACGUCUCCAAGAGAUUAUUCAAGGUCUUUUUGGAAAGAAACAAAACAUACCAAAACCUAUUGAAUGUAUUGACCUCUUGACAGCUAUUUCGGUUCAUAUAUCUGUACAUAGUCUAAAGCUUUUAACCGAUUCAAUUUUACCAACAUUAUUUUCUUCCAAUAACCCAUUGUAUCAUGUCAUUGCAUUACGUACUUUAUCAAUUAUUUUAGAUCCAACCGGUGUAUUUUGGAACACUGCUUAUAGCGCAAACUCAAAAUCAAUUUCUGGUCUCUCUAGCCAAAAUGACAAUAUUACCUAUGUACGUAAAGAAGAAAUUCAAUUAACUUUUGAAACAUUUUUAUCAAAAUCUUUCAAGCAUUGUGAAGAGCAAUCAGGUUUACCACAAAACAACUCUUUGAUCUUGAAUGGUGACAAUCCAUCAAUCUCUCAGGAUCCUCUUACCAUUAGCACACAAUUCGAACCAACCAUUAGUCUUUAUUCAUUGAUUAAUGAAUCUUCAACUGUGCACCACCACAAGUUUGAAAAUGAUACAACUAUCGAUGCUAUUAAACGUUGGUAUGAAGUCUGCACAAAAUCUGUAGAACAACGUGAACGCGAACAAUCCGAGCAAACUAGAGUUCUUUCAAUUAGUUUAAAUAAUAAAAUAGAACAUUGGGAAAAGAAUAACAGUCUAAUCAGUCAUCAAUCUGAACCAUUCACCACUAAAAAGAAGACAAUAAGAAAGAAAACCAUGAAUCCAGAUCUUUUAGAAUUGUUUAAGGAAACAAUUCGUUGUAUUACAUUUAUCCCUAAAAAUUUCAUAUUACAUAGUAAUCUUCACAAGUUAGUGCUCCACGAAGAGGAAGAAAUCGCCUCAGCCGCCUCUCAUGCCAUUCAAGUUAUUAUGUGUGAUCAUCCAGAGCUACGUACUCCAUUGGUUCAAGGUUUUACAUCUUUAAUUCUUCAAUAUGUAGGAAAGGAUCAUGCAUCACUCCAAACUUUACUCUCACAAUUAUUAGGUUUAAUUGAUUUAUGGAAUGAACGUUCAUUCAUCGAGUCACGUCAUGCAUCAGUACCAUUGGAUUCAUCUUUCUUCCCACCAAAAAUGUUAGAAACUGAAAUUGAAGCAAUUGGUUUAGUUCAUUUAUCCUCACCAGUUCCAUCAACACGUUUAAUUGCUCUUCAAAUCAUUCGUUCUAUUAGUGGUAUUCGUAAUACUGAAAUUCAUAAUACUCAAAUCGCCUCUGUUAUUCACCAAAAGUGGCGUACUAUCGCACAAAGAGCUAGACACCAUUUAUUAUUAGAUAAUGCUUGUGGUAUUGACAAAGAAAUCAAAUUAAAUCCAAAUGACGAUUUACCAUCCGCUGAAGAGCUUGUUUUAACCACCCACGAUCGUUUAUGGGCUAUUACUUUAUGUGAAAUUGGUAGAAUGUGUACCGAACAUGACUGUGUUAGAACCUUAUCAAAAGCUCGUGGUAUUCUCUUAAAUAUUAUCAAUCUUAUGCCACAGGUGCCAACCGAAAGUACCACAGAUGAAAAUAAAAGAUACAAUAACUACAUUCUAAAAUACCUUUGGAUAAACUCACAUAGUUUAUUAUUAUCAACUAGCGGUAUUGCUUCGAGCUAUCCAUUAAGACCAACUCCACAAGAAGCCUCUCAAGAUCCAUUAGUUGAUGAAAUGAUUAAAUUCGAAUCAAAUCUUCAAGGCAAAAUCACUCAAUACCUACCAACAUUCUGGAAUGGUCUCUUAAGCGAUAUCAGCCCAAUUCGUGAAAAGUUAUCAUUUAUUUGUGGUCUUUUACAUUGGAGAUUAAUUCCAACAUUAAUCGACUCAUUAAAUGAAUGGUGGACCCAAAAUAAACAAAAUAAGAAACUUAGUCGUGUUAGAGUCGAUCUUUCAAACAUUUUUAGAAGAAUAUCCCAACACAAAGACUUCCCACGUGCUAUCUUUGAAAGUCAAGAUCUAGUUCAAGUAUUUGUUCAAUUCAUUCAACAAAUUGAUCCAAUUUUUGGUGAUCCAACUAAAUUGCCAAGUAUUAACAAUGAAAGCUAUUUCAAUGACAAUGCUGUCGUAGUUUAUAAUUUCUGUAAUAGUCUUUUUACUCCAACCUUAUGCGCAUUAAAUGGUCCAAUUAGAAAGUCAUUAAUUAGCUCUAUUAAAUCAAUUCCAUGGACUGUUGGCGAGCGUUAUAAAACAUUCAAAGCUAUUCUUCAAUGGUCAGGACAUCCAAAUGUUUCUCAACAAAGAAUGCAACUUGAAGGCUUUGAAAUUAAUAAAAGACUUUCAAAAAUUAAAGACUCAUUCCGUGAAGAUGAAAAAGCACGUAUUGAAGCUGCAUUAAGAAAAAUUAGAGAUUGUUCUAGAUUGGCAGCAGAGUCAAUUUUAAAGUUGGGUACAUUAUUCGAAGAGGGUAAAUUACAAAAAGAAGUUUUAGAAUGGGUUGUCGAUUCAGAAUUAAAAGGAAAUCGUAUUUUAAGAUGGGUAUUGUCAUAUCAUUUCGAUGAAGCCUAUGCUUAUUUCCUAAGCCGUUGUUAUAUUGAUAACCCAGCCGAAUCUGUAUUAUAUUUACAUUCAAUUUAUGACCAAUUCCUUCCAAUUCCACCAAUCAAUCCCCCAACAUUAGGUAUCACUCAAGACAUCUAUCAAUAUUAUUUUGACAAAGCCUUAGAAGAAAAAGAUCAAGAAGAUUUAGAGGAUGAGCCUGUAACAAUAAUUGAUAAACAAUUCUCAAGAAAAUUAGUUGAUAUUGGUGCAUCUCUUUUAUUCCUUUCAUUAUUAAAUCUUUUACACCCAGCUUUCUUGGCUAGAAUUAGAUCUUUUGAUUUAAUUGCUCGUCUUUCACCAAGCUCAUUUGGUUUAUCUACUGAAGAAAACGUUUUAAUUCGUUCACAACUUUUACCACGUCGUCAAUCAUUCUCUUCUAGAAAUACCCCAACCAAUAAAAUUAAUGCUCUUGAAGUUUCAUCAUUGGUUUCCCAAACCUGCCCACUCUGGACCGAAAAGCUUUUUGAAGAGGUAUUUCAUCGUUUCAAAAAUUUAAAUACUCAAAAUAAGAAAUGGACCAUUCAAUUCCUUUUACCAUGGUGUAACAAUAUUAGUUUUGUCGAAGGUAGAAUGACAAGAAUGGUACCAGUUGAGUUCUUAAAACAAUUCUUUGCAGUUCUUACCGAAUCAAUUACCCCAACCGGUAAUAAUACAGAAAUGAUGCCAGAAUUAAUUGAUUUAUGGUUAGCAUUAGCAAGAAAGGAACCACAAAAUCUUAUGGUUAUCAUCAACUUUUUAGUAAAAAAAUCAAUUUCUAAUCGUGAUCAUAUGCCAAUUUGUAAAUUAAUCAUUCUUUAUAUUUAUCGUAUGGAUCCAGAAAGAACAUUAGAACCAUUAAUUUAUCAAUUAUCCUACAGCGGUGUUUCUCAUAGUAUUGGAAAUGAAAAAAGAUUAUCUGCCGGUCUUUCUGACAACGAUUUAGGAAAUUUAGAAGGUAAUGAAGUCGAUCGUAAUAAACUUUCAAGACAAUCUAGUAAAAUUAGAGAAACUUGUGUCAUCAUUUUAACAGAUUUAAUCAGUGAAAAUCUUGUGCCAGUAAUGCCAUAUCUACAUAUAGUAUUCAACUAUUCUAUUCUUCGUAUUGAUUCUACUACCGAAUCACCAUUACUUCAAAAGAUGAUCAAUAUUCUUUUGUCAGGUCUUAGAAAUAAUCUCUAUGCCCAAACAUUUGUAGCCAACAACGAAGAAGCUAAGCAACAGAGUCGUUCCAUUUUGAAAUCAUUCGAUACUAUUUUAACCUCACUUCGUUUGCCAACAUUCCAAAUUAAAUUUGAUUUCAAUGACGACAGUAUUCAUCCAAUUGGCUUUGGUAGUAUUAGUGGUAGUUCAAUUGGUAUCAAUGGUACUCUACGUAGAGACGUUAGAAAUAAUGAAAUCAUUAAUCAAUCAUUUAUAGGCUUUGAUAAUAAAAAUCCAAUCGUUUCAAUUUAUUCAAAGAGAAAAGCCUCAUUCUUGGUUCAAGGUAGCAAAACUUCCUCAUCAAAUCAUAUGAAUGCUGGUUACAAGGAUAGUGUUAUUGACCAUCGUAACGAAAUGAUUAAAUGGUGUAAUGGUUAUAUCUAUGCUGAUGAAUUAAUUAGUGUACUCUGUAAAUACUUUGAAGUUGUUACACCAGCUACUAUUGACCGUUGGGAAAACGAAUCACUUUAUUGGAUCAAAAAUUAUAAAGACCCAAGAGUAUCGAUCAAAUCGUGCCAAAUGUAUAGAUCAAUUAUUCAAUGUCAACAACAAUUAGUAAACAAUAAUCUUAAUAGUAAUAAUCUUAUUAUGAAAACAUUAAAAAGACAAAAGGUACGUUGGGCAUCAUCAGUUGAACAUUUAGUUACUCUCUUACAAGAAUGGACAGAAGAUUUAGACAAUUGUUUAAUCAAUCUCACCAAACUAUCUAAUCAAAUUAACUAUUGUGUCGGGGGUAGUUCUCAACAAUUAUUAAUCAAAUCAUUUAAUGAACAACAAAAUUUAGCAAUCUUCAAGCGUACACUUUGUGUGGAAAUUCUUUUAACCUUGAAACAAAUUAUCCAAUCUAAAAAUAUUGAUGAAAAUUCAUUAUCAUUAAUAUUUUGGUCAUCAGUAUCAUUAAUUGUCCCAACUCAAUUAUUCUACAAACCAUUAUAUGAAACUAGUUUGGAAAUUAUUUCACAAAUUUCCAAAAUGGAUGAUGAUGACGAUGACGACAAUUUAGAAAAAGCCAAUCAAGAUAUAAUUAGAGUACCAUUAUUCGUAAAGCAUAUUUUAGAAAACUCCCAACAUAUUAAUAUUCCACGUGGUAUUCAAUAUCAUUUAUUCAAAGGUUUAUUAUCACCAUCAACCGAAGAAGUUUGCUCGCGACUAUUAGUUUGUUUAGUUUCAGUUCAAUCAGAUUCCUUGGCCUCAGUUCAACAAAUUGAUCCAAUGGGACCACCACAAAGAUAUUUAUUACCAAUUUUAGCCUUAGCUCCAUGGUUACAUAAUCGUAUUUUAACUAGUAAAUCAUCAAUCAUUUACCGUGAACAAAAGAUUGCUGCUGAUAAAAUCGCUACUGCUCUUUCACAAGUACUUGUUAGUAGUGUUGGUAAAGGAGAACUUCCACAAAACCAAGAACUAUCCGAAAUAUUUAGCUUGUACUCUAAGGGUGGGUUCAAUUCUAAUCCAGACAGCUUCUUAAUUAAAGUUAUCUCUUGUCUACGUAGCUUGGUAAUCCCUAAAUUCUCUAUUGAAUGCUCGGAUUUAAUGACCACUUUAUUAGAUUCUUCUAGUUCAUUAUCAAACUCAAUCCUUAAAGUAAUCAACCUAUUAUUAGAAGGUGCCUCUCCACAAGUUUUACCAUUAUUCAAAAAUAUAAUUAAAAUUGCUUGUGACUAUGGCAGUUCAUUACCAGUUGCUGCUGAUUUAAUUAACUCUGUUGUUUCAACAAUGAAAAACUCAAUACCUCAAAAUAAUUUACCACCUUUAUUGCCACCAAUUGAUAAAACUAGUUCUGAAAUUUUAAAACAAAUUUUAGUACCAGUAAAACAUCAACAACAAUUGCAACAACAACAAUUACAACAAGCUCAAAAACAAGCACAACAGCAACAAGCACAACAACAGAAACAAGCAGAACAAACCUCACCAUUAUCAAUGUCUCAAGAACAAAAUAAAAAGAAAGGUCAUCGUAGAAAUAAAUCACCAAUUUCAGAUCAUCCAUCAUUAAAAGAAAGAGCUAUUAAUGAAAAGAAGUCACAACCAGUUUCACCACCACAAUUUUCAAAUGUAUUUAACCCACCAGCUUCAAUUCAACAACAGCAAGAAGAAAUUGUACAAGAAAUUGAACAAGAAAUUGAACAAGAUGAAUUGGAUUUAGAUGAAUUUGACGAAUUUGAUGAUGAAGAAAUGAAAAACCUAAUGGAAAAUGACCCUACACUCACCAGAUCAAUGUCAAAGAGUAUGUGGAGAAAUUCGGAUGAAUAUAAUGCCUAUUUGGAUUUAGAUGAAAAUGACUUGGAUUUAGAAGAUUUGAAAGUUGGUUUAGAAGGUUUAGAUUCUAAUAUUUUAAAUAAAUUUGGUAACUCUACAUCUACAAGCAAAAGAUCUUCACGUUCACUUAAUCAAUCCUCUGAAGAAAGCGAAGAAUUACGUAACUCGUCCUCAAGAUCCUCUAGAUCACAUUCAACUACUAGCAAUACUGGUUUAAGUAAGAGUAGAUCAAGAUCUUCGUCAUCUGCAAGCCAACCAAGAGAUAGAUCUUCAUCCACUACAUCACAAACACAACAACCAUUAACCUCAUCAACUAAACAGCCAUCAUUUAGUUUAAUUACACCAUCAUCAAAUAAAAACAGAACCUCUUCACAAAAACCCGGUAUUCAAGAGCAUACAUUAGGUCAAGACUCAAUAGAGUCAUUAAGAGCAUUAUUAGGUACCUCCGAUCUUACAUCAAGCAAGAGAAAUUCUGAUUCAAUUCAAAUCGACCAACUUUUAAGCAAUUUGAAAAACUUUGAUCAAAAUGACGAAACCUAUGCUCAAUUAGAAUCAGAAUUUGACGACUUAUUAACUUCAGAUUCACCCCAAGCAUCAUUUUUAAAUUUGGUACCAAGUGGUAGUACCCAUUCACCUUCAUCAACAAUAUCUUCUACAGGUUUAGGUAUCAAAGAAAUAUUAAAUGAUAGUAAGAAAAGAAGAUCCUUUUUAGAUUUCCUCAAGAAACAACACUUCCAAAAAGCAGUUAAUGACGUAUGUUUUGUUGAAGUUGUAAAUGAUUUCAAAUCCGAUAUUGAAGGUAGUGGAAAAAUUGGUGGUGAUGGUUUACUUUAUUUAAUGAGACAUAUUGUUGAAGGUUUUGUGAACGAAAACUCCAAACAUUCAAUUUCUAUCACCGAAAAGGUACGUCAAAAAGUUGUUCAAAGCUAUCAAGAAUUUAUCUCUGAUGGUAAUAAUAUAGAUCCCUCAAUUUUUGAUGAAGCCUUGGAUAUGGUUUUUAAAGCUUUAGAAGAUAAAUCAAUAUUAGAUGCUUUUAUUUCAUCACAAUACAAUAUAAAUAAUUAA